Penicillium odoratum is the source of this 798-nucleotide messenger RNA. RefSeq names its product aldo/keto reductase family protein. The transcript has 3 exons. Gene Ontology annotation, molecular function: oxidoreductase activity. The record is from RefSeq and is a predicted model, not a curated record. Bases 1 to 798 code for a protein of 265 amino acids. NCBI's taxonomy places the organism in Eukaryota, Fungi, Ascomycota, Eurotiomycetes, Eurotiales, Aspergillaceae.
AUGGCCUCCAAAAUUCACCCCACGACUAAGCUCGCCAGUGGCUUUGAAAUCCCCAAUCUAGGCUUUGGAAUUGACUCAGCAGCCAAAUACUACAAUGAAGCUGGCUGCGGCAACGCCAUCCGAUCGUCCGGAAUCCCACGCGAUCAAAUAUUCUUCACGUCCAAAGUAGGCGAUAUAAGCUACGACCAAGCCAAAGCACAGGUCGACAAAACCCUUUCAGAAUCAAAGCUCGAGUACAUCGACCUAAUGCUUCUUCACAAUCCCUUCGGUGGAUCCGAGAACCGCAAGGGCGGAUGGAGAGCUCUCGUCGAAGCCGCCGAGGCCGGCAAGGUGCGUUCUAUUGGCGUUAGCAAUUAUGGAGUACACCAUCUAGACGAACUCGAGCAACACAUUCGCGAACUAGAAACCGAGCGGGGAGGGAAAGGGAGAGGCGGCGUUGUGAGCGUCAACCAGAUCGAGCUCCACCCAUGGCUGGCACACAAUGACAUUGCGAACUGGUGCAACAAACGUGGGAUCGUUGUAGAAGCUUUCUGCCCCAUUGUGCGCGGUACUCGCUUUGAGGAACCGGUUGUGAAGAAGCUGGCGGAGAAGUAUUCGAAAACUCCAGCUCAGGUGCUGAUUCGGUGGAGUAUCGACAAGGGUCAUAUUCCGCUCGUGAAGAGUGUGACAUCAUCGCGCAUCGCUGCUAAUGCGGAGGUUUUUGAUUUUUCGCUUACGCCGGAGGAGGUACAGGAGCUUGAGACGAAUGAGUAUAGUCCUGUUUCUUGGAACCCGACGCGAUCCAGAUUGGAGGAUUGA